AGGGGAGGGUUGGUCAACCGUGCUGAGGAAAGUUAACCCAGCCGUGCGGUGUGGAUAUAACUACGUCAAAUGAGGUGUAAAACCCAAUUUAUGAAACAUUCUCAACGUGUGAAGCAGGUGAGGUGAGAUUUCUCUCGGUGUAUUGUCUGAGGGUGACCUGGAGAAUGAGCUCUUGAUUUGGAGCCACAACACAUGACAGAUGGACAAGACUCUCAAACUGAUGCUGGGGUUAUUAACAGCUUUUGCCUUGUGCAAAUACUCCCAGGCUGAAUGGAACGCCACAAAAGAUACAGCAAAUAAAACCGUGUCCUGCAGGUCCCAUGACAACAGCAGCAACUGCACAGAUGCAAAGGAUGACCACAGAUGGAGUGGCCACUUUUCCAAGUGUCCUCAAGAGUAUACACAUUACUGUAUCCAUGGAACCUGCCACUUUGUGCAGGAGCAGAACAGUCCUGCCUGCAGAUGUGAAAAAGGAUAUAUUGGUUCAAGAUGUGAAUAUUUAGACCUUGACUUGCUGGUGGGAGGUCAGAAGCAGAUAGUCAUUGCUGGUGUUAUAGCUGGACUGGUCUUUCUGCUUCUAGUCAUUGUCUUCAUAUGCAUCUGUACACAAAGUAGGCUGAAAUUAUGUCGAAAAAGGAGAAGAAAAAAGGAGAAAAUGGACGAGGUAGAAACACUUCAUGCGCUUCAUACACUGAACACAAAUGAAGCUUCAUCUGCCCCUGCAGACACGUCUGACACAAAUGAGGUAUAAAUGCUGUGAAGCAGGACUGCAGGGUUUUCCUCCUGCUGGACAGGAUGACAGCCUGACUGAUAAAUGAACCUUAAGGCGUGAAGGACCGAGGUGUUCCUCUGAGGAAUGCGGGUGAAAGUGGACUUUAAAUGGACCUGGAGGAUGUGACAUGUCAGCAAGCCUUUGCUGUUAAAUGCACUGUUGCGUUCUCUUCCUUUCAAGAGACAACUGCCUUGCUGGAUAAAAAGCAGGUCAGCAGCUGCAAGUUGUUGUGGUGGCAGGAAAGUGGGCAUCGAUGUACUUUAAAAUAAAACAGUGUCAUCAUGGAAUCUUUGCCAUCAAUCUUUGCAGGGGUGGUCUGCAGUUUGAGUGAGGUUAGCACUCAGGUGUAAUUCCUAUGGUGGAAUGUUAUGUGUGUUAUGAACAACUGUCAUUUGACAAGGCCAGGAGAAAGAAGCUGCGUUCUUGUCAAUGAACCGGAUUGAUGGAUAAUUUGAGAUAAAUGGAGAUAAAAGUUACUUGGAUGGUACAUCAAUGGAUCAGUCACUCUGUAAUGCUCUAAAUGAACCCAUAAUAGAGGUAUUAUAUUAUGCAGUCUCUUCCUGCCAGAUAAACAAAGGUUUAUGGAGAGUGCUCUCAAGACCCUCUGGGGCAACGUGCAAUGAUAGGCUUUGAAUGCAUCUCUCUGUUGGCAGUUACCUCAGAGUCAGUUUAAUAGUCGCUGGAGCAUUUCAUGUUGCUUGCUUUUUGCUUUGUCCAAAGUUUUAAGGACCAACAGAAAAUCUUGUUUUCGAUUUCUUUGACCUAUUUAUUACUGUCUUCUACUAAUAUGUAGUGUUCUCAUGUAAUAUUUUAGUUGUGUUAAACAUUCCCUGCUGUUUUGACAACAGAAAAAGUAAACACAUUAGUUACUCUGUAGAGAGCUUUUUGUGUAAACUAUAUGCACAAUAAAUCUUUUUUUGUCGCA
Molecule: messenger RNA, 1697 nt
Organism: Pygocentrus nattereri (red-bellied piranha)
Lineage: Eukaryota; Metazoa; Chordata; Actinopteri; Characiformes; Serrasalmidae
Gene: btc
Product: betacellulin, epidermal growth factor family member
Exons: 6
Coding region: 200-751 (183 amino acids)
Biological process (GO): epidermal growth factor receptor signaling pathway; positive regulation of cell population proliferation; positive regulation of mitotic nuclear division
Source: RefSeq, a predicted model, not a curated record